This is a messenger RNA of Aspergillus puulaauensis, 372 nucleotides long. Its product is annotated as transcription elongation factor 1 family protein. Lineage: Eukaryota; Fungi; Ascomycota; Eurotiomycetes; Eurotiales; Aspergillaceae. Gene Ontology annotation, molecular function: RNA polymerase II complex binding. Gene Ontology annotation, biological process: transcription elongation by RNA polymerase II. The transcript has 4 exons. Bases 1 to 372 code for a protein of 123 amino acids. The record is from RefSeq and is a predicted model, not a curated record. Gene Ontology annotation, cellular component: transcription elongation factor complex.
AUGGGUAAACGUAAGAAGUCAAGCCGUCAACCCCAGCAGCCCAGAAAGAGAGAGCCUCUUCCAAGCACGUUCGCCUGUCUAUUUUGCAAUCACGAGAAUUCGAUUGUUGUGAAGUUGGACAAAAAGCUAGGACUAGGACAUUUGUCUUGCAAGGUCUGCGGACAACGGUUUCAGACGGGCAUCAACUACCUCUCUGCUGCCGUCGAUGUAUACUCUGAUUGGGUUGACGCCUGUGACGCAGUUGCCAAGGACACCGCGGAUAGAUACGAAGAAAGCGAUGCUAUCGCCACGCGUUCUAAUAACCGACCCUAUUCUCCAGGCGGUCAGGGUGUUGGUGUUGCAGAGCAGACUGGUCAAUUUGCCGAGGACUAA